CCUAUAGGAGUGUCCAAUGACAGCAUCCAUACUGAGAAAAAUGCUACUGCUGCUGCUGCUGCUGCUGGCCUCAAAUGCAAAGAGCCCGUGGUCUAUCCUUGGAUGAAGAAGAUCCAUGUCAACACAGUUAAUCCAAAUUACACUGGAGGGGAACCCAAAAGGUCUCGAACUGCCUACACCAGACAACAAGUCUUAGAGCUGGAAAAGGAGUUCCACUUUAACCGUUACCUGACCAGACGCCGGAGAAUAGAGAUAGCACACACCUUAUGCCUGUCCGAACGUCAGGUCAAGAUCUGGUUCCAGAACAGGAGGAUGAAGUGGAAGAAAGACCACAAACUGCCCAACACUAAGAUGCGCUCAGCA
Messenger RNA from Staurois parvus, 363 nucleotides. Lineage: Eukaryota; Metazoa; Chordata; Amphibia; Anura; Ranidae. The record is from the annotation of a GenBank genome assembly.